AUGUCUCGAUUAGAUCGUCUUGUAUUGCUACUAGACACAGGCUCAUCUGCAUUUGUGCGUAAUACUGCGGCUGACCAGCUGGCAGAUGUUCAAAAGAGCCAUCCCGAAGAACUAUUCAAUCUACUCGGGCGAGUUUUCCCGUUUCUAAAGUCGAAAAAAUGGGACACACGAAUUGCGGCGGCUCGUGCCAUUGGAGGCAUUGUAGCCAACUGUCCUCAAUGGGACCCCAAUGCGGAGGAGGCUUCCGAUGCUGCUUUGGCUGAUAACUUGGCUGUCAAGAGUGAGGUCAAAACCGAGGAUGGUGCUGAAUCGGCUUCAGCCAACCUCGACAUUUCUCUGCUAUCAGAUGGCAUGCUCAAUUUCGAGACAUUUGAUCUGGAGAAGGUCAUCCAGUUUGGAGGCAAACUGCUGGGAAGCGGAGGAAAAGAGUAUGAGGACAUGUACGCCAACCUGGAUCCCAUUGAGCGUCUUCAGAAGCAAAAGAAGACGUUAAAUAGCCGGCUUGGCUUGGCAGGUCAGUACAUGGAGGACGGUCUUCUGGACGAGUCGGAUGUCAAGGUGGAAGCCAAUGUGGUGGAGAAGGUCAAAGUGGAGACUCCAGAAAUCAAGACCGAGGUCAAGACAGAAACCACCCCCACUCCUCCGGCAGACGGACACUCUUCAGCUCGUCUGAGAGCCAUGGCGAAGAGACGAGCCAAGUUACAAAAGGGCAACAAUGCGAACAAAGUGCGGAUUGUGGACGUCAGUGGCAAGAAGGAGGAUGGAGGAAAGACUGUUAUCAAAGAUGACACCCCUGGAGGCAUUCACACCUCUGAAAACGAUGGCAAAUUACUGGUUGAAGGCAUUUCCCCCAUUGUUCAGCUCGGAGCAGGCAAAGUUUGGCCCUUUGAGGGUCUUUGUGAACUUCUAAUGGUCGACCUGUUCGACGAUAACUGGGAGACUCGACAUGGAGCCGCACUGGGACUGAGAGAAGUGGUUAAGGUGCACGGAAAGGGCGCUGGACGGGUACGGGGUUCCUCCGUGGAGGAGAAUGACGCUCGAAACCGGCAGUGGAUCGAAGAUUUGGCAUGUAGACUGUGCUGUAUCUUUGCUCUGGACAGAUUUGGCGAUUACGUGGGUGACCAGGUCGUUGCUCCUGUUCGAGAGUCCUCUGGCCAGACCCUUGGUGCUCUUCUGUUGCAUAUGGACGAGAAGACGAUCAGACCUACCUUCACUGUUUUGCAUGGACUGGUGCUACAAAAGUAUAACAAACCUGGUUCCAUGACAGUAUGGGAAGCUCGACACGGAGGAAUGCUUGGACUGAGAUAUCUGGUGUCUGUGCGAACUGACCUGCUGUUCAAAGACAAGGCCUAUCUCGACGAUCUCUAUGAAGCCGUUCUGAGUGGCCUCAGAGAGUCUGAUGAUGACGUGCAGGCAGUUUCGGCCGCCACACUAAUCCCCGUCAUCUCAGAGUACAUCACUCUAAGACCUGAUCGUAUCAAUGAGCUCAUGAGCGUGCUUUGGGAGUGUUUAACCGAUCUCAGAGACGAUCUGAGUGCAUCUAUCGGUAACGUGAUGGAUCUCCUCGGCAAGUUGUGCGCCAUUCCUCGGGUUUUGGAUGUUCUCCAGAUCAAUGCCGAAAUGGACCCUAGUCAAGACUUCAGAAACCUGGUCCCCAGACUGUAUCCUUUCUUCCGACACAGCAUCACUAAUGUGCGAAAGAGCGUCUUGACGACCAUGUUGACUCUUUUAGGUGUUGGUAAGGGCGAUGGGAAGACUCCCUGGGUGACCACUCACCUGUUGAGACUCGUGUUUCAGGUUCUUUUGGUUGAGCAGAACCCUUCGGUGACAGCUCUGGCACACGAGCUUUGGACGGCCCUGCUGGCUGCUGCUCCCAGCGAAGAACUCACCAAAUUCCCAUUUGUGGGCUAUUUAUCUCUACUUAUGACUCCCAUUGGUGUGGCUCGUCAUUCUCACAAGAUGGAAACCUCUCUGUUUGUCAAGCCCAGUGGAGGUAUUUACUCUGUCGAUAAGAACACCAAGCGAAAGACGACAACUGACAAGGAGACCGAUUGGGGCAGUCAGCAACUGGUGGUCAACAUUGAUAACCCCAUUUUGCUUGGAGAUAUCAGUAUUGUUCCUUACGAUGUUUUCCUGCGAAUCAGAGUUACGUCUGCCGGUGCAUUUGCCCAGCUACUUCGACUUGGAGACGAGUCUCUUCUGCAAGGUCUCCAACCUCGUCUGGACAAGUAUGCUCGAUCUAAGUACUCCACCCAGCGAUUAGUUGCUGCUCUUAUCUUUGACGAAUGUGGGCCUUCUGCCAAGCUGUUUCUUCCCUCUGUUUCUGAGCUCCUUGUUGCUCCUCCUCCUGCUGCCAUGUACGCCGACAUUACACCUUUCCUCAAGGCUGUUCGAACGCAGGCUCUUUCUGCUCUGCGAGUCUUCGCUGACGCUGGAGGAGCCAGCACUGCUGCCAAGCUUCCUCAGCUGCCUAUUCUGGUACAGGGAGAAGCUGACGCUGGACCCGAGGCCUUUUCUUUGGAGCAGGCUCAGAAGCUGAUUGACGUGGACGUGCCGAAGCUCAGAAAGACUAUUUCCACUACCGCUCGACUUUCUUCCGGCCAGCUCAUGGAGGACUCGCUCCUGGCUCUUUCUCAGGCCAUGGAGGAAGCGCACGAGGCGAAGACCCAGAGAGAUGUGUCUAUCCAGAGCACGUUGGCAUCUGCCGUUAUUCAUAUUGGCGGCCUUCCUCCCAAGCUCAACGGAGUCAUCAGAGCUCUAAUGGACUCCAUCAAGGGUGAGGAGCAUGUCAUCUUGCAGGAUCGAGCUGCUGCAACGAUUGUGCAUCUGGUUGAUUUGUUUGGAGCUGCUGGCAAGACCGGAGCCACCGACAAGAUCAUCAAGAACCUGUGUGCCUUCCUGUGUGUCGACACCUCCGAGACACCUGAAUUUCACUUCAACGAAAAGGUGGAGUCUAACAUUCUGUCCCUGCGAAAGGAGGAAGCCAAGACCGACCCUGCUGACGUCAUUGCUCACCAGCGAGAAGUCAAGGCAGCAAGAAUCAAGCGAGGGGGUGCCCAGACAGCUCUUCAGGGCAUGUUGGUCGAGUUUGGAGACCAUGUGUUUGAAAAGUGCAAAAAGCUUGAGUCCAUCAUGUUCGACCCUCUCAAGGUGGAGCUCAACUCGGACAGUGUCUAUGCUCCAGAAGACACCUCUGGCCAGUCUGUGGUUGACUCUCUGAGUAUUAUCCGAGCUCUGGUGCCCUGUCUGUCUACUAACUUGCAUUCGAAGAUUAUGGAGAUUCUGCCCAGCGUCUUCACCCACCUGGGAAGCAAGUUUGCCGUGGUGCGAUACGCUGCUGCGAAGUGUUUUGCCACCAUUUGUGCCACUCUUCCUCUUCAGGCCAUUCCGGAGCUGGUUCGAAUCGUCCUGCCUAUGCUCAACGACCCUCUGUCUCUCCACAGACGCCAGGGAGCUGUCGAGUGCAUCUACCACCUCGCUGCCAUCAUGGGCAACGAUGUUCUUCCCUACGUUGUGUUUUUGAUUGUUCCUAUUCUGGGUCGUAUGUCAGAUGCCGAUCAGGACGUGCGUCUGAUUGCCACCACCACUUUUGCCCAGAUCGUCAAGCUGGUUCCUCUCGAAAGUGGUAUCCCGGACCCCGAAGGCAUGUCCAAGGAACUGCUUGAGGGUCGAGACAAGGAGCGAGAGUUCCUGCAGCAGAUGCUGGACGUGUCCAAGAUCAAACCCUUCCCUCUGCCUGUCAGCAUUAAGGCAACGCUGCGAAAGUAUCAGCAAGACGGAGUCAACUGGCUGGCCUUCCUCAACAAGUAUCAACUUCACGGUAUUCUGUGUGACGAUAUGGGUCUCGGAAAGACUCUGCAGACCAUUUGUAUUGUGUCGUCUGAUCAUUAUCUGCGUGCUGAAAAGUACAAGGAGCUGGAGGGCAAGUACAAGGAGCUGGAGAGCGCCGGAAACACGGACGCUGCCUCUCUGGACGGCCUCAAGAGCGAAAUGGCGCAAGUCAGAGCUCUCCCUUCGCUCAUUGUCUGUCCCCCCACCCUCAUUGGACAUUGGAAACACGAGCUCAACACCUAUGCCCCCUUCCUGUCUGUUCUCAUGUACGCUGGACAUCCCUCUCAGCGAUACCUGCAUGCCGACUCUCUGCACAAGUACGAUAUUGUGGUCACUUCCUACGAUAUCUGUCGAAACGACAAUGCUGUCUUCACCAAACAGCAAUACAACUACUGUGUUCUUGACGAGGGCCAUAUCAUCAAGAACCCCCAGUCCAGACUCACCCAGAGCGUUAAAAAGAUCCACGCCAACCACCGUCUGAUUCUGUCAGGUACUCCCAUCCAGAACAAUGUUCUUGAGUUGUGGUCGUUGUUCGACUUCCUCAUGCCCGGUUUCCUGGGUACCGAGAAGGUUUUCAAUGAGCGGUUUGCCAAGCCUAUUGCUUCUUCUAGAAACUCCAAGUCUUCUUCCAAGGAGCAGGAAGCGGGAGCUCUGGCUUUGGAGGCUCUGCAUAAGCAGGUUUUGCCCUUCCUGCUGCGACGUCUCAAGGAGGACGUGCUGUCUGAUCUGCCCCCUAAGAUCAUCCAGGACUACUACUGCGAACUAUCCGAGCUACAGCGAGAGCUGUACGGCGACUUCGCCAAGAAGCAAAAGUCUGUGGUCGAAAACGAAAUCACCACAGAGACGGUCGAGUCCAAGCAGCACGUGUUCCAGGCUCUACAGUACAUGCGAAAGCUGUGCAACCACCCUGCUCUGGUUCUUAAUGAGCGGCAUCCAAAGUUUAGCAAGAUCAUGAAGCAGUUUGGAGGAGCUACAGGUGUCAAAUCCAUCAACAAUGCUCCCAAGCUGCAGGCUCUUCAGCGACUUUUGUUGGAUUGUGGUAUCGGAGAGACCAAGGGAGCUGAGGCUAAGAAUGGCACCAGCAAGAAGCAACAUUCUGAAGGCGAUGUCCCUGUUAUUUCUCAGCACCGAGCUCUCAUUUUCUGUCAGCUCAAGGACAUGCUGGACAUUGUUGAGAACGAGCUCUUUAAGAAGUAUAUGCCUACAGUUACGUUUAUGCGACUGGACGGAUCUACUGAAGCUCGACAUCGACACGAUAUUGUCCAGAAGUUCAACGCUGAUCCUUCCAUCGAUGUUUUGCUUCUUACCACCCAUGUGGGUGGCUUGGGCCUCAACCUGACUGGUGCUGAUACCGUCAUCUUUGUGGAACACGACUGGAACCCAAUGAACGAUCUGCAGGCCAUGGACCGAGCCCAUCGAAUCGGCCAGAAGAAGGUGGUCAACGUCUACCGACUCAUCACCCGAAACACUCUUGAGGAGAAGAUUAUGGGUCUGCAAAAGUUCAAGCUCAACAUUGCGUCCACGGUCAUCAACCAGCAGAACUCCGGUCUCUCUUCCAUGGACACUGAUCAACUGCUUGAUCUCUUUAAUGUCGACGACGUGGCAGCGGCUGGUAACGGAACCGCAGCGGCGGAUGCAAACGCCGAGGACGCCGGUUUGGAUGCCACUGGAUCGCUUGGCAAGAAGAACCCUGCUUUGGCCGAUCUCGGCGAGUUGUGGGACGAAGGAGAGUACACCGAGGAGUACAACCUGGACAACUUCAUCCAGUCUCUCAAGUAA
Molecule: messenger RNA, 5610 nt
Organism: Yarrowia lipolytica CLIB122
Lineage: Eukaryota; Fungi; Ascomycota; Dipodascomycetes; Dipodascales
Molecular function (GO): TBP-class protein binding; ATP binding; ATP hydrolysis activity
Source: RefSeq, a predicted model, not a curated record